Psilocybe cubensis is the source of this 936-nucleotide messenger RNA. RefSeq lists its product as uncharacterized. The record is from RefSeq and is a predicted model, not a curated record. NCBI's taxonomy places the organism in Eukaryota, Fungi, Basidiomycota, Agaricomycetes, Agaricales, Agrocybaceae. The transcript has 6 exons. The coding region runs from base 1 to 936 and encodes 311 amino acids.
AUGUCUAGCUCUGACAGUUUCCCUUCAUCUACUGUUGAAGGAUAUACACUAAGCGCGAGCCUGAACGCCUCAAUGCUGGUUAAUUUAUUGCUGGGGGUGUACACGGUUGUAUAUGGCGGAACGUUGUACCUUUACUGGUCCAGGAAAUCCUCGAACAAAAGUCGCCGCGUCGUUAUUGCAAUGAUAUCGACAUUGUACCUACUUACUUUGGCCGACACAAUUUUGGAGUGGUACUUCCUAGAUUGGUCGUUCAUCACCUAUGGGAUCACCAGAGAUACCAUCUUUUGGUCUUCUCUACAAGGACCUGUGUGGUAUCAAGCAGUGGAUAAUUUCCUGUUCAGUUCUUUGCUCAUUAUUUGGCGAUGCUACCACGUCUGGGGUGACUCUCGUAAGGUUAUAGCGAUUCCUGUGUUUUUGUUGAUUGCAGAAAUUGCCCUAACCAUAACAACAACCGUACUGGACGCGAUGUUACCUUCACUGACCAGUGAAUCCAAUACGUACAUGUUCAAUAACAUUGCUACAACACUGGCUUUCGUGUCACUUGGGACUACGGUAUGCGCAACCUCACUCAUCGGGUACAAAAUCCACAGCGCCUCCAAAAACAACAUCCUCGGUUCGAGAGCAGCUUAUAAGCGCAUUGUUGUAACAAUUGUAGAAUCGUCCUCCUUCUACUCACUUGUCCUCCUGGUUUAUGCCAUGACUGGGGUAAUUCCCCAGUUGCAAAACUUCCAGUUGCCGUCGAUUCAGGCAACGUACUACGUUGGUGCAGUUUUGUCAAUUUCCGCGGGACUGGCACCAACCGUUAUGGUUGCGAGGCUUGCACUUACUGGUGGAAGUACUACGGCUUCGUCGGGAACCAUCGGCAAUAUUUCCGGUCUGCAAUUCACCUCUAAAACUGGGGAUCGUGGGGAUGAAGAAAGUUCUAGUAGUGGCUAG